Molecule: messenger RNA, 1276 nt
Organism: Selaginella moellendorffii
Lineage: Eukaryota; Viridiplantae; Streptophyta; Lycopodiopsida; Selaginellales; Selaginellaceae
Product: tRNA-specific adenosine deaminase 1
Exons: 9
Coding region: 22-1182 (386 amino acids)
Biological process (GO): RNA processing; adenosine to inosine editing
Cellular component (GO): nucleolus; cytoplasm
Molecular function (GO): double-stranded RNA adenosine deaminase activity; double-stranded RNA binding; tRNA-specific adenosine deaminase activity
Source: RefSeq, a predicted model, not a curated record
AAUAUUAGGGUUUAUAAGGACAUGGACUGGGGGGAGUGUGUGUCUAAGGCAGUGCUGGAGCGCUACAAGUGCUUGCCAAAGAAAGGGAAGCCACAGGGCGGUGAAUACACAGUUCUCGGAGCAUUCUUAGUCUCCGAUUGCAAUUCGUCAAUAGCUUCUUUGCGAGUGAUUGCAUUGGGAACUGGGACCAAAUGCCUGGGAGGCUCUCAACGCAGCCUUGCUGGCGACACAAUCAACGAUUGCCAUGCCGAAGUGAUCGCUAGGAGAACACUGCUCAAGCUUUUAUACACGGACAUCGGGUCUUUUGUAGAUGAGGGGCAAGAUUCUCGUUCUAAGUUUUUCAAGAGGGAUGAUAAUGGCAGACUGCGUAUGCGUCCAGAGAUUCGACUCCAUCUCUACAUCAGCCAGUCACCUUGUGGAGACGCAUGCAUCUUAGGAGUUGAUCCUGGCGCCGGAGAAGACGAUCACACUGAAUUUUGCUGCACGACGGGGGCAAAGCUGGUGUCUACACAAGUUCACUCGGAACAAAGCCUGCAGACAACGGGCAUGCUUAGGCGAAAGCCUGGCCGGGGAGAUGCCACUUUUUCUAUGAGUUGUAGCGACAAGAUCGCAAGAUGGAACGUUUUGGGAGUUCAAGGAGCUCUCUUGUCCUUGUUCCUCAACGAACCAGUAUACAUCUCGACGAUUACUGUUGCUAGGAGCACGAAAGCAUCGCCACUGGUUUCCGACCUGGCGUGCAUAGAGGCCCUGCAAAGAGCUACUUUCGGCCGGCUGUGCUCAGUGGCACGGAAUCUAGAAGCUCCCUACAGACUCAACCAGCCAGUGAUUUGGCUGGCACCAACACCUCCGGAGGAUUACAUGCUCUAUCCAAGUGGAUUGGCCUGCGGAUAUUCGAUCAGCUGGGACUCGUCCGGCUCCCACGAGGUUGUCAUUGGAACAACGGGAAGGAAGCAAGGUGCUGCGGGCAAAGGAGCGUUGUUGCCAGCUACAGAAUCAAAGCUCAACAGGAAGUCAUUGGGGAGAUCAUUUAGACACCUGUUGACGCAUUUCUUCCCUGGCUUGGCUUGCAGCAACUACUUGGAGUGCAAAAAGUUAGCACUAACAUAUUUGGAAGCCAAAGAGAUUCUCCUUCAUCUUAAUUCACCUUUUGGUGGGUGGCUGUCGAACACCUUAGAAAAGUAAUACCAAUUUAGCUUUGUGACAGUUUUAGUUAGAUGAAUUUAGACAAUCAGCCUUGUAUCUUUCCAUCAAGCUUGAAAACCUCUACGUCUAAGAC